This is a messenger RNA of Apodemus sylvaticus (European woodmouse), 3470 nucleotides long. It is a transcript of the gene Fbxo3, whose product is annotated as F-box protein 3. Gene Ontology annotation, molecular function: protein binding. NCBI's taxonomy places the organism in Eukaryota, Metazoa, Chordata, Mammalia, Rodentia, Muridae. The transcript has 11 exons. The coding region runs from base 48 to 1301 and encodes 417 amino acids. The record is from RefSeq and is a predicted model, not a curated record.
GCGGGGGCGGGGCCGGGGUGGUGCCAGGCUGCAGCGGGCCGGGCAAGAUGGCUGCCGUGGAGGCCGAGACGGGGCUGCUGACCCUGGAGUCGCUGCCCACCGACCCUCUGUUGCUCAUCUUAUCCUUCGUGGACUACAGGGACCUCAUCAAUUGUUGCUAUGUUAGUCGAAGACUUAGCCAGCUAUCAACUCAUGAUCCACUGUGGAGAAGACAUUGCAAGAAAUACUGGCUGAUGUCAGAGGAAGAGAAAGCCCGGAAGAAUCAGUGCUGGAAAUCUCUCUUCAUAGAUACUUACUCAGAUGUUGGAAGAUACAUUGACCAUUAUGCUGCUAUUAAAAAGGCCUGGGAUGACCUCAAGAAGUACUUGGAGCCCAGGUGUCCUCGGAUGGUUUUAUCUCUGAAAGAGGGUGCACGUGAGGAAGACCUGGAUGCUGUGGAAGCUCAGAUUGGUUGCAAGCUCCCGGAUGAUUAUCGCUGUUCAUACCGGAUCCACAAUGGGCAGAAGUUAGUGGUUCCGGGGUUGCUGGGAAGUAUGGCACUGUCAAAUCACUACCGCUCUGAAGAUUUAUUAGAUGUUGAUACUGCUGCGGGAGGAUUCCAGCAGAGGCAGGGGCUGAAGUACUGCCUGCCUUUGACCUUCUGCAUACACACUGGCUUGAGUCAGUACAUCGCUGUGGAAGCUGCCGAGGGCCGGAAUAAAAACGAAGUGUUCUACCAAUGCCCGGAUCAAAUGGCUCGGAACCCUGCUGCUAUUGACAUGUUUAUCAUAGGUGCUACUUUUACUGACUGGUUUACAUCCUAUGUCAACAAUGUUGUAUCAGGUGGUUUCCCCAUCAUCAGAGACCAGAUUUUCAGAUAUAUUCAUGACCCAGAGUGUGUAGCAACAACUGGAGAUAUUACAGUUUCAGUGUCCACAUCGUUUCUGCCAGAACUGAGCUCGGUGCACCCACCACACUAUUUCUUCACAUACCGAAUCAGGAUUGAAAUGUCAAGGGAUGCUCUUCCUGAAAAGGCCUGUCAGUUGGACAGUCGCUACUGGAGGAUAACCAAUGCGAAAGGGGAUGUGGAAGAAGUCCAGGGACCUGGGGUGGUUGGUGAAUUUCCUAUUAUUAGUCCAGGUCGGAUAUAUGAAUACACAAGCUGCACCACGUUUUCUACAACGUCAGGCUAUAUGGAAGGGUAUUACACCUUCCAUUUCCUGUACUUUAAGGACAAGGUCUUUAACGUUGCCAUCCCCCGAUUCCACAUGGCGUGUCCAACAUUCAGGGUGUCUAUAGCUCGAUUGCCUCCCAAGUGCUAGAUGUGUGCACCAUGCCUACACCAGACCAGACUUCCAUUCUUGGCCUACAUCAGACCAGACUUCCAUUCUUGGUUAGCCCAGAACCUAUGUGAGCGUGGUGGCACCAUCCUGUCCUUAAAUGGUUGAUAUUCAUCAGUGAAGCUGUCUGGAACUGGAGUUUGCUUUAUGGGGAAACUUUAAAAUAUGGACUUAAUUUCUUUAAUACGUAUAUUUUCUAUUACUUCUUUUUUCAGUUUUGGUAAUUUGUGCCUUUCACAAAAUUUGUUUAUUUCAUCUAAAUGUUGACUUUAUUAGCAUAAAGUUAUUCACAAUAUUCUGUUGAUAUCCUUUUAAUGGCUACAAGAGCUGUAGUCAGAUAACCCUUUAUUCUUAAUAUUGGUGAUUUAUAUCUUUUUUUAGCCACAUUUCUAUUGAUUAUUCAAAAGGAACAACAUUUAGUUUUGAUGGAUUUUCUGUAGUUUUUCUAUUUCAGCGUUUGCUGUACUUGGCUUUCUCGUCUACUUACCUUGGGUUAAUUCACUUUCCUUGUAGCUUUUAAAGGUAGAAGUGUAAAUUACUGAUUAUAGACUUUUCCUGUUUCUAAGCUCUGUUUUAGCUGUAUUGUACAAAUUUUGAUAUGUUGUUUUGGUUACUAUUUAGUUCAACAUACUCAAGUUUUCCCUUGUAACUGACUUAAGACUACAUAGAAAUAUGUUAAUUUUCAAGUGUUUGGAAGAUUUUAGUUAUCUUUUGCUUAUUGAUUUCUAAUAUUAUUGUGGUUAGAGAACUUACUUUGUAUUGCUAAUAUUUUUUAAUGUUUUAUGACCACAAAUUAUGUGAAGAAUUUCUAUUUCUUGGUAAAUGAUCUUUGUGUCUUUGAAACGAAUGUAUACUCUACCGCGUGAGAAUUUAGUCUAUAAAUGGCGGGCCAAGCUGACUGACUGUUUGACUGAGUGUUUGCCAAGUCAUCUGUAUAUUAUUGCUCUUUUUUAAAAAACUUUUGUUACUUCAGCCACUGAAGAGAUUAUUGUUGAAAUCUUUAGUUAAUGGCUAUGUCCACUGCUUACUUUAUUCUCGUGAGAUUUGCCUCAUGGAUUUUGAAGUUAUAUAAUCGCGUGCCAGUGCUUAGGAUUGUUGUCUGUUUAUGGAAGUAGUUCUUUGAUUCUUACUCAUCUCUAAUAACAUUCCUUGUCCUAAGUUAAGAGCACUGAGGUAUGCAUGGGCAGGCACUUGAGCUGGGUCAGCUUGAUCCUUUUGCUGCUUGUCUUUAAUAUUUGUUUCAGUGGAUGUAAAGUAUGGGUUUUACUUAAAGACAGUGGUUCUCAAGCCUUUGGAUCUCAUCACCUCCUUAUAUGUAUAAAAAACCAUUGAUGCCUAAGAACCUGUUUACAUGGUCAUGUCAGUAUUUACCAUAUUAGAAAUUAAAACAGGACAUUUAUAAUAGUAUCAGUUCCUUUAAAAAUUACAAUAAAUAAACCCUUUACAUGUUCAACCCUCUCAACUGUAUUUAUUUAAAGCUUUAGUUUCUGCUCAGCUACAAGAAAAAGUAGUUGACCUGUUUUACAGAAAGUGUUUUCCUCAAAAAUGGAGAGUCAUUAGAAAAUAUGAGAAUUGUGACUUAAUGAACAUAAAAAAAGACAGUAGGGUUGAAUUUAUUGACCUUUCUUAUUUCUGUUAUCUUCCUUGAUAUGGAAGUUGAAUUGUGUUUUACAUUUUUUUGUCCUCCACCAGUCUGAUUAAUUGCUAGGCUUUAUAAUUUCCUCUCCUUUAUACUUGCCACUGUAAAUAUCCUGCUUGUUUAGUGAUGUCCCUGUGUAGGGUGUAUGUGGUGCUUGCUCAAGGGCACUAGGAACACUCUGGAUGCGUCUUCGUGCCAUUCUUCUCUGAUCUGCUGUUUGACAGGACACUAUCAUCUAUUUCUCUCUCUAACCCUCUAACCACAGCUGAUUCCUUUAAUAGUUCUUGUUUUCUUCAUUAAAAUAAUAAUCAUACUACCUAAUAGUCAUGUUUUAGGAUUUCCGAAGCCUUCCCCAUUCCCCCUUUUGUACCUCCUGCAAAAUUUUGAAGUCAUCAUUCCUUAGAUUUUAAAAAAUAGUCUAAAGUUAAAAAUAAUGAAAUAACAUAAAAGUCACAUUUGUGUAUAUUUUCUGAUUGUUACUGUUGUGUUAUAAUAAAUCCUAAAUGACACAA